This is a messenger RNA of Nylanderia fulva, 2181 nucleotides long. RefSeq names its product small ribosomal subunit protein mS39. Lineage: Eukaryota; Metazoa; Arthropoda; Insecta; Hymenoptera; Formicidae. Gene Ontology annotation, biological process: mitochondrial translation. Gene Ontology annotation, molecular function: ribosomal small subunit binding; protein binding; rRNA binding. Gene Ontology annotation, cellular component: mitochondrion. The record is from RefSeq and is a predicted model, not a curated record.
UCACUCGAUGCCAUGUUUAUAUAUAAUCCUAACCUGAUUUAACCUCCAAAGUUUUCGUCGUAGAGGUAAAAUAAAAGUUUAGGAAAAAUUAAUUAAAAAAAAAACUCGCACAAUGAAUUCUUUAGCGAGAAUUUCACGUAGGAAAUUAUAUCAGGAGUUGAUAGUGCGACUGCAAUCAACAACAGUAUCAUCAUCCUCAUCCUCGGAUAUUUGCAUUCCAAACAGGAUAGAACGUGGCCCAACAGAUAUUUUAAAAGCUCUUGAGAGUACGAUAACCAGAGACUAUACAGCGCCACAUUAUAAAUUUCAUGACGAUCCUUAUUUGAUGCCGCUAUCAAAAGGGCAAAUGCGCAAUUAUGCUUUAGCAAAAGAGUCUGGGAAGAAAGCUGCGAUGUGGAUUCACAACGAGCAUCGUGAUUUGUUCCAACACAAAGUAGCAGAUCCUGAAAUUAAGGCAUUUGUGCCGCCUCCUAUUUAUACAGAAGAAAGUAAAGUAACAGAGGAAACAUUAUUAUAUGAAAUAUCAAACGGCCAUGUUUCCAACUCUAUUUUGGUAUAUAAAUUACUAAAAAACGUGACAGUGCCAACAAAACAGGCUCUCCUGGAAUUGUUGUGUUUUCACAAUAAUGGUGAAUCUAUCAACACCGAAUUAUUGGAGACUCGUUGGUAUAUGUUAGGCGAGAAACGUAUCAAGAAUACAUGGAUACAUCAUCCGGAAAUCGAUAUAUUAUUUAAAUUUUUAAAGGAACAAGAACCCGCGGUAGCAGCUGCUGCGUACAACGCGAUGAUAUGCGGUCUUGCUAAACACUUCAAUACGGAUAAAGUUUGGUAUCUGUACACAGAAUGUCAGGAAAAUAAUAUACCGUUAUCUAUCGAUGGAUAUAAUAGUAUAAUGUCAAUAGUGUCACUGUUGAGAGAAGAAGACAACGCAAAAACACUGAUAACUGAUAUAUACAAAGCAAUGGCGACGAACGGGAUAAUUCCAAAUAUACAUACGUUUAAUGCAGUUCUUCAUGCAGUGUCUACCUUCAAAAAUAAUCGAGUACUUCUCGAUUUAACACGCAAUGUAUUUGCCGAUAUCGCGAAAUUCGAACUUAAGCCGUCGUUAACUACGUAUUAUUAUGUACUACGAAUUUUAAGUAGAUUUGGUGAUGCGGCUUACAGGCCCUUUACACAAAUUUUGAAGUCGUUGAAGGAGGAAACUCUUACCAUUCAAAGUGCAACAGACUUAAAUUUCUUCGUUACCGCGAUGGAAAUGGCUUGCAAACAGUUUUGCGAACGUCAAGUGGGCGAAAUGGUUAACGAGCUUCUUCUCUCUGGUGAAAAUUAUAAAUUCAUCGGUGACAGCUACAAAGAAAAUUUAUACUACCGAACGUACUUGGAAUUAAUUUUGGCAACGGAGGAAUUUGAAACAUUUUUCAAGGUCUAUAGUAAGCUCGUACCACAUGUGACUAUACCGGAACCCGCCGUGAUGAAGGCUAUAUUAGAAGCUGUUCAAUUUUAUCCUGCGGAGACCGUUACGCAAUAUAUACCAAAACUCUGGUCGCACAUGGUCAUGUUCGGUCAUCUGGACAGGGAAGGUUUAUUAGAGGAGAUAUUGCACUUGAUGAGCGUACAUUGUAAACCCGUGUCCGAAUCUGCGUUGAACGCGCAAUAUGCGGAGAUUGCACUCACUGUCUGGGAUCAUAUACAAGCACAAAAUACUAAAAGAAUACAACAUGUUACGGUUUCCAACACAAUAAUGGGCAAUAUCAUAAUGCUACUUUUACGCGGAGAUAAGUUCGACAAAGCGACGGAAAUUAUGUUGUUGUUAAUUGAAUCGCCGCAUUUGAUAAUCGGUACUAUUACAACGGAUCAUAUACGUGAAAUAUUCGAGCUGUGUUUAGUUCAAACGCACGUGCCUACAAUUUUAAAUCUCCUAACAUACGUUACUGCUAACGAUCUAGAAGGAGCCGGCGAAAUGGCUAAAAAGUUGCAAAGUACUAUACCUCUUACACCCGAUCAAGAAAAUGUAUUAGUUACUUUAGUGGGUAACGAUAUUCUACAAGUCUUCGAUGAAAAUUAAAUCAAAUUAAAUAAAGCACAAAGUGCUUUAUUCAUACAUUUGGUCCUUGAUUGCAAUUUUGUAGAGUUAGUAUGUGACAGCACAGUGUAGGAAUAAAGAAGAAAUAUUUAAAAUAA